Camellia sinensis is the source of this 1410-nucleotide messenger RNA. Lineage: Eukaryota; Viridiplantae; Streptophyta; Magnoliopsida; Ericales; Theaceae. The record is from RefSeq and is a predicted model, not a curated record.
GCCUCAAACUCUCUACUCUUCUGGCUUCAGCAGCUCACAAACGAGAAUGAGGGGCUAAAAGAGGUGAAAAUAUAUAUACAUAAUAUAGACUGAAGAAUUGGAACUAUAGGGUUGCAUGUUUGUCCCCUCUUUGGAAAAGAAGUGUGGUGUUCUGGUGAGAUUCCCACAAGUUACAAGGGAAUAAAGGAGCAUGGGAGUUACAAGGAACUGAUGGAGCAUGGAUUUGCCACCCCUUCCCCAAAGAAUCAAAUCAGACACACUUAAGGGAUUUAUAGCAUAUAUUAAAUAAUAUAAUAAAUAACUGGUACAAAAUUAAAUAUAUAUAUAUAUAUAUAUACAAAAUAAGUGUAAGGAUGCCAAAUGAAAUUUUGUAACCAAAAAUAUUUAUUAUUAGUACAUAAUUAAUGAAUGUAGAAUUCUAUUUUGUGAGAAAGCAAAAAUUCAAAGGUUUAACUGAAAUAAUUACUAAUAAUAUAUUACAAAAAUUAGGGUCUCUACAAUUUGUGUCUAGUUUAGCCUUUAGUAUUGAUGGACAGUUGCUUGCAUCUGGAAGUUUUGAUGGACUUGUUAAAAUCUGGGACAUAAAUUCUGGGAAUCUCAAGUGUGCGCUUGAUGGUCCUAAUGGGGCAUUGAGGUGAGAUUUUAUGACUACUCUUAGUGUUUUUUGUCACAUAGCUAAUGUAUGAAGAUUGAGUAUGAACUAUCUGCCUACACAGUGGGUCACGUGGCAUCCAAAAGGACAUUUGGUCUUGGCUAGUUCGGAGGAUUCCACUGUUUAGACGUGGAAUGCUGACAAAAGUGCCUAUCUUAAUCUGUUUUCAGUCAUGCUAGUAGUGUGACUUGUGGUGAUUUUCACUUGAUGGCACUAUCCUACUUUUGGUGACAACAAAAUAGAAAUUGUAUAUUUAAGGAUUUUCAUUCAGAAGCUAAAUUUUAUCUAUGCCUGUGUGUUUUACUUCCUAGUAACUUUAGGUAAAACAAUUUGUACUGGUUUUAAUGAUGCAACUUUGAGAAUAUGGAACCCAAAAAGUGGUGAAAACAUCAAUGUGGUUAGAGCUAAGGGCCGCCAUUAAGAAGAGUACUGCUAUUUUUGACAAAGAGAAAGCACAUAAGCGAUUGUCAAAGCUAUCUGGCGGUGUUACCAUUUUCAAGGUUAGAAAGGCUGGCAAGGCAGAAGUUGGAGAAAGGAAAGAUCGGGUUACAGAUGCUUUAAAAGCAACAAGAGCAGCUGUGGAAAAGGGAAUUGUUCCAGGUCAGAAAUUGCUUGGAAAGAUGCAAAAUAUGAUCAAAGAAUUCAAGAACUUUGUGCUUCAAGUUUUUUUAUUUUUUAAUAUAUGUAAUCACAGUUAAAAACUUUUUAUUAAUUCUUUUGUAUAUACUUUUAAACAUUUAACUUUUAUUUAUGAAAUA